Molecule: messenger RNA, 516 nt
Organism: Cooperia oncophora
Lineage: Eukaryota; Metazoa; Nematoda; Chromadorea; Rhabditida; Trichostrongylidae
Source: the annotation of a GenBank genome assembly
AUGAUUACGAAUGUGCACCGACUCUACGCUGAAGACGACGACCUUCAAGUGCUUUCCCUCCAGUAUGCAGACACUUCGUUCGCAUUCAAUAUCUUCCUACCCAAAAUUAGAUUUGGCCUUAAUGAACUUCGACCGAAGCUUACCGGAGAAAAAAUCCAACAGUUGCUCUCAAAACUGGAAACAACCUUCGUUUCGAUCACAAUUCCCAAGAUGAAAAUCGAGACGGACUUCAAACUCAAAGAAGCGCUAAUGGCCAUGGGAGUGACUAAUAUGUUCUCUGACAAGGCUGAUUUGACUGGAAUCGCCGAGAAACCUCCACUCAAAGUUUCAGGUGCUGCUCAUAGAGCCAUCAUUGAGGUAGAUGAAGAGGGAACAACCGCGGCGGCUGCUACGCUCUUUAAAGUUACUCCAAAGUCAGGCUUCCUGAAAUUACCGCUGAAAUUCCGAGCUGAUCAUCCGUUUUUGUUCAUACUUACCAAGGAUAAAAAUCCUUUGUUCAUGGGUCAAUUUGUGUGA